UAUUUUCCCAUUGCGAUCAGUUCCAGUUGUGGUGAUGCGGGAUCGUUUCUAGAAUCGGGCUUGUCUUUAGUGGCGUCCAGUUGUUGAUUUGCCAGCGGCUCGAGGCGCACCCUCACAAUCAAGCGAAAGAGGAGAGAGGAAAAGGUGGAAAUGUCCGAAAAGAAGACCGCCGAGUCAUCAGGCCCAGCACGACAUUCGCAUUCCGUCCCUGCAGCAUCUUUCCGUGCGUCAAGCUAAGCUACCUUUGCCAUUACCCAUUACCUACCUUGUCUUCCUUACCUAAGCUCUCUAAGCUCUUUAAGCUCCAUCUUCUUUUCCUUUUCUCCUUCUUUCAUUGUGUAUGCGCAACCUUGCGCGACUGGAGAGCCUCAAGACGAAACAGCCAUCCCUUUAGCCUUGCCCAUUUAUUUUUGUCGCCCGCUUUGUGCGAGCCUGAGAUGCCAAUUCGCAGUUUUCUUGGCUGAAUGCUGUUUCGCGACCGGAAGCCCGACUAAUGAAUCGUGUUGUAGCGACGCACAAUUCCCCGCGAACAUGGUUCCUAACUUCGUCAUUGACCCCUCUGGCCGUCCGACUGAUAAGGCAAUUGCUCACGCACGGUGAUUAUGUCGUCGCUUGUCUGCCUCCGCACGAAAUCGAGCACGACGACCGAAGCGCUGAAUUUCGCGAGCUAGUCAACGAGUGUAAAAGCAAUCGAAAGGAUCGAGAAGGUUGGAAAGAUCGCAUUCGGAGUAUACGUUGUGAUGGUCGAGUUAUGGGCCAAUGCAGUGCCGCAGUGGCGGAGGCGAAGCAUGUGUUCGGGCGCAUAGAUAUUCUGCUGUGUUGCACAUCUGAAGCCAUCGUUGGAACUGUGGAAGAGCUAUCCACCACGCCGGCGACGCAAAAUUUAGUCCGCGACCAAUUCGAAACCAUUUUCUUCUCCCAGGUAAAUUUCAUCAAAGCUUCGCUCCCGACAUUUCGCGCGCAGCAUACAGGCCAUAUUAUGAUUCUCACGAGCCUCGGCGGGCAUAUAGGUACGCCCGGAAUGCCAAUAUAUACGGCUGCGACAUGGGCGCUCGAGGGAUUUUGCGAUUCGCUGGCUUAUGAAGUUGCGCCCUUCAAUAUAAAAGUGACCAUAGUGCAACCGCACAAGGAGAUACAAUCUUUAACCAACAAGAUCGUAUUCUCUCCUUCGUUGCCGUAUUACGAUAGUGAAAAUAACCCGGCGCCUAGCGUUAGGGAUAUGCUCACGAAUGUGCUGAAUCUAAACCCUGAGACUGCCCUCGAACCGUCGGAAACGGAUAUCAUUCAAAGAUACCCCAAACUUCCGGCUUCUUCGAUGGACCGUCUUGUGGGCGAGACAGUGUAUGCACUUACGGCUAUUGGCGGACACGAGAAUCCGCCGGCGCGCCACAUUGUCGGAUUUGAGGGAGCCGAGGCUGUGAAGGAGAAGUUGAAAACGGUAACGGAAGAGCUGGAAGACUUUGUCGAAGCAAGCGUUGCAGUUGAUAUUUUCGAUUCGGAGUUGAAAAAUGAGGCGACGCAAGGUAAAGUCAAAGCGGAAGGGAAAUCUGAAGGAACAGGAGGACCAUCUAGUACUACAUCGACAUAGUAAAUAGUGAGGUUGAUAUCUGACUUAUGACUUGUACGAAUUGCUCUCAUAAACUUG
Molecule: messenger RNA, 1645 nt
Organism: Annulohypoxylon maeteangense
Lineage: Eukaryota; Fungi; Ascomycota; Sordariomycetes; Xylariales; Hypoxylaceae
Product: NAD(P)-binding protein
Exons: 2
Coding region: 494-1588 (364 amino acids)
Source: RefSeq, a predicted model, not a curated record